Molecule: messenger RNA, 2088 nt
Organism: Ustilago hordei
Lineage: Eukaryota; Fungi; Basidiomycota; Ustilaginomycetes; Ustilaginales; Ustilaginaceae
Product: putative branching enzyme (be1)
Exons: 1
Coding region: 1-2088 (695 amino acids)
Biological process (GO): glycogen biosynthetic process
Cellular component (GO): cytoplasm
Molecular function (GO): hydrolase activity, hydrolyzing O-glycosyl compounds; cation binding; 1,4-alpha-glucan branching enzyme activity
Source: RefSeq, a predicted model, not a curated record
AUGGCAGCUGCCAACACUGCCGCCCCGGCGCCGAUCGACUACACCAAAGCCACCGACGGCACUGGUGUCAUCGGUGGUGAUCCAUGGCUUGAACCCUUCGCUGGCGCCCUUCGCGAGCGAUACUCUUUCUACUCCUCCUGGCUUUCCAAGAUCGCCUCCACCGAAGGCGGUUUGGAAGACUUCUCCCGAUCCUACCUCAAGAUGGGAUUCCAAAUCGACCCCGAAAGCCAAUCGGUAAGCUACACAGAAUGGGCACCGAACGCUGUGGAAGCCUCCCUCAUCGGUGACUUUAACAACUGGUCUCGCGACUCGCACAAGAUGAACAAAGAUGACUUUGGUAAAUGGCACGUUACUAUCCCUCCCAUCAAGUCUGGUCAAUGUGCUAUCCCCCACGAUUCCAAGGUUAAGAUCUCCAUGGUCCUCCCCUCGGGUGAGAGAAUCGAGAGGCUUCCUACUUGGAUUCUUCGCGUUACCCAGGAUCUGAAGGUCAGCCCCGUUUACGACGCUAGAUUCUGGAACCCACCAGCAAACCAACGCUACAGGAUCAAACACAAAGCUCCUCCCAAACCAACCAACAUCAAAGUGUACGAAGCCCACGUUGGUAUUGCUACCCCUGAAGCUCGCGUUGGUCAGUUCAAAGAGUUCACCAAAAACCUUCUUCCCCGAAUCAAAGAGCUCGGCUAUAACACCAUCCAGCUGAUGGCGAUUCAAGAGCACGCGUACUACGCUUCGUUCGGUUACCAGGUUACCAACUUUUUCGCUGCUUCUUCUCGAUACGGCAAUCCUGAAGACCUCAAGGAGCUCAUCGACGUCGCUCAUUCCCUGGGUAUUACCGUAUUGCUGGACAUUGUCCACUCUCACGCAUGCAAGAACGUGCUUGACGGAUUGAACAUGUUUGACGGUACCGACCAUCUUUACUUUCACGAAGGCGCCAAGGGAAGACACCAACUCUGGGAUUCUCGCUUGUUCAACUACGGACAUCACGAGGUCCUUCGUUUCCUCUUGAGCAACUGUUUGUUCUGGAUGCAAGAGUACGGAUUUGACGGCUUCCGUUUUGAUGGUGUAACCUCGAUGCUUUACACUCAUCAUGGUAUCGGAACUGGAUUCUCGGGUGGUUAUCACGAGUAUUUCGGUCCCUCGGUUGACCUUGAGGCAGUGGUAUACCUUAUGUUGGCCAACGAUUUGAUUCACAAGGUCAAUCCUAACGCGAUUACGAUUGCAGAAGAUGUGAGUGGAAUGCCUGCACUUUGCAGGCCUGUUAGUGAAGGAGGCCUUGGAUUCGACUACCGUCUCUCGAUGGCCGUUCCUGAUAUGUGGAUCAAGUUGUUGAAGGAGAAGAGAGAUGAAGAUUGGGAUUUCGCAAACAUCUGUUUCACCCUUACCAACCGUCGUCAUCUGGAAAAGUCGAUUGCUUAUGCCGAAUCGCACGAUCAGGCUUUGGUCGGUGACAAGACGCUAGCGUUCUGGUUGAUGGAUAAAGAGAUGUACACCAACAUGUCUGAUCUUACGCAACGCACUCAGGUGAUCGAUAGAGGUCUAGCUUUCCACAAGAUGAUCCGUCUCAUCACUCACGCUUUGGGUGGUGAAGGAUAUCUCAACUUUAUCGGAAACGAGUUUGGCCAUCCAGAGUGGUUGGACUUCCCUCGUGAAGGCAACGCAAACUCUUUCCACUACGCUAGACGACAGUUCAACCUGGUCGACGACCCCCUCCUUCGCUACAAGUACCUCUAUGCCUUCGAUGCAGCCAUGAACAACGCCGAGGAGAAGCACAAGUGGCUUGCUGCACCUCAAGCCUACAUCUCGCUCAAACACGAGAGCGAUAGAGUCAUAGCAUUCGAGCGCGCUGGAUUGCUGUUCGUAUUCAACUGGCACGCAAACACCAGCUUCACCGACUACAGGAUUGGUGUCGACGUUGCAGGAAAGUACAAGGUGUUGUUGGAUAGCGAUGCAAACGAGUUGGGCGGUCAUGGCAGAGUGCAUCACAGUACCGAGUAUUUCACGACGGAUAUGCAGUGGAACGGUAGAAGAAACUUUGUUCAACUGUACUUGCCUAGUAGAAGCGCUAUUGUACUUUACAAGGCUGAUUGA